Maniola jurtina (meadow brown) is the source of this 5759-nucleotide messenger RNA. RefSeq lists its product as uncharacterized. Bases 154 to 5613 code for a protein of 1819 amino acids. Gene Ontology annotation, biological process: mitotic sister chromatid segregation; mitotic spindle assembly checkpoint signaling; protein localization to kinetochore involved in kinetochore assembly. NCBI's taxonomy places the organism in Eukaryota, Metazoa, Arthropoda, Insecta, Lepidoptera, Nymphalidae. Gene Ontology annotation, molecular function: small GTPase binding. The transcript is spliced from 2 exons. The record is from RefSeq and is a predicted model, not a curated record. Gene Ontology annotation, cellular component: cytoplasm; kinetochore microtubule; RZZ complex.
CAAAAUAUGAACCAAAAGUCAACAGAUAAUUUUGAAUUUUUAAAAAAUGAACGUUAGUUUUCGCUUUUGUGCUUUUGUGAAAAAGUGGUGUUAUUAUUAAUAGAGUUCAAAAAGAGGGAAGUAUUUGUUGAUCUUCAAAAACCGAUGUAAAUAAUGACGAUAAUACGAUCGUGCAUAAAGAAAAUCAGCGGUUUUGAUACAUUAAACUGCGUACACGCUGAACUAAUUUAUCCAAAAAUUGUUAUUUACGAAGACAAAAAGACUGUUCAUAUUUUGGAUAUUACAGACCCAAAUGAAAUCCAAACAAUUGUUUCACAUUCAUUUCAAAGUCCUAUAGUGCAUCAAAUAAUAUACAAUGAAAAUAUUUGGGUGGCUUUAAGUACGGGAGAACUCUUCGUUGUUAGCCUGAAAAACGGUGCUCUAAUGGAAAUUAAAUGCAUAAGUAAUGCAAAUUACAAGGUUCGACGAUUUGCUAUAUACAAUUCCCAAUUAAUUCUGAUAAGCGAAAGUGGCGAACGACUGGUUACUUCAUUCACUAAAGAUGCUUUAGAGGAAGAAUUUGUUAAAAAUACAAAGGAAACCAGUGUCAACUUGGAUAAAGCUCAAAUACCUGUCAAUGCAAUUCACUAUGAUACUAGAAAUGAAUACAAUGGAAUGGAUAUCUGUAUAGAUUCAGGCAAACUCAUUUUAAAAUGCCUAUGUACUGGCUUAACUGAUGUGAUUGCAAUCCAUCCUCAACUAAAGUAUGUCUCUCUUUGGAAUGGAAUGAUUGUCAUAGCUACUGAUUUUAAAAUGUGGAUUCUCAAUCAAAAGUUUGAUUUGAUUUUUGAAUUUGAAAACAUUGGUUCACAGUAUUUUCCAUUGGCUUCUUACAAUGAUAUACUUUACUAUAUUACGUGGAAUAAAGAGGAGAUUGGACUCCACUAUGCAGCAUUGUCAAUUUGUACAGAACAUCAAGACAUCAAUUAUUCAAUUGGAUUCAAGACAAAACUUUCAUCUCAAGAGACACUUAAACUGCAAUUGAAAUCAUUAGUUGAUGAAACUUUAUCUAGUUGUAAAAUACCUGAGCAGAUACUGCCAAACCUACAGGUAUUAUUUAAUGAAAUUGAUGAUUUUGCCUUCCUUGUCAACACAGCAUCAGCACUUUGUCAUCAUAACCUUCUGUAUAAGCCAAUUGUAUACCCUCUCCAAAAACGAAUUUAUGCAACAGGUGACCAACAACUUAUUACUUUAAUUUCUGAUACGAUAAUAAAAACAGAGUUGUUGGAAUAUAUAUUUUUUAAAGGAGGCAAUUGUUAUGAGGGUAUUAACAUAUUUGAACAAAAAUUCAUUGAACUUUGUGUGACAUUUAUAUCAAAGUCUGAUUUGGAUCUAGCCACAAUAUGUUGGUUAAAAUACACUGAAAUUAAGCAUACAUUGCACUCUGAUGAUGUAAAUAACAUAUUAAAUGCUAUACCGUACAACAUUAAAAUGGGCGCUCUUGUGAUAUGGUUUCGGAACUUUGUUCCACCUCUGUUGGAUCAAAAUCCAUUUUACAUUGAUUUGUUUGUAAAAUGGACCACAGAUAGAGUUUUUCUUUUAGAACAGUCCCCAUAUUGGCCAAAAAUAGGGUUAAAAUUCAUAGCAGCUAUUAUAGAGGUUUUAGAAACUUCAAUAAAAUCUAUUUGUGUGAGACCUAUUUCAGUUGAUGAUCUUGAUAUUAUAAAAGGUCACAUAACUUACAUAAUGGAACUAAAAGAUAAGUAUAAAAUCAACAUGUUGCUCAGUGAGUUCAGUUCACAGAGUCCAUCUGAAAUUGCACUUAUCAUGCUACGCAGAUGCUAUACAGAGGACCUAGAAUUGUUUCUACAAGAGAGCUUGCCGUCUUAUACUUCAAGACAUUUACUUGAAAUAGAUGACACCCUACGAUCAUUUGUAGAAAGUGAAGCUGCAAGUAGUGGGGGUUGUAUUGAUGGUAAUCGUCUCAAAAUUUUGCUUAACUCAUUUCAUUCCCCUACCAACAGAUUAGAUUGCCUACUUAACGUUCUCAAAGUAUUAGAUGUACCAUGGGAUACAAAUGUCUUAGCGACUGCUGCUGCAGCAGCUGCCCUAGCUUUCAAAAAUUUUACACUCACUGACGCCGAUCGCAUGUUAGCGCAAGAAAUUUACAAGGAACUAAAUUACUCCAAAAUCAAAGUAAUUCUUAAGAAGUACAAUUUUCAUUUAACCUGCACGGAUUAUGUUCUAGUUAUACACAAAUUAAUUAAUGCACCAACAGUUGAUAGGGAUGAUUUAAAAGUUAUCACAAGUAUUUUAACAACCCACGCCAACUACGCUAAUGCCUUGUAUAUAGACCGAUGUUUACGAGACUGUGAAACAAAAUUGGCAUUAGAGUAUUUCAAGAACUUGUCUAAUCGAACCCAACGAAUUCUAAUCAAAACCAUUCAACAUAAAUUUGAACAGAUAAUUACAAGUAAAACUACAAACCCACUGUUAGAAAGAAAUUAUACAGAUUUUCUGAAGGGGUCUUUGUUAUUAGAUAAAAUUGAAAUAAAUUCAAUUGAGAGUUUGUACUACCUUAAAAAUUCGUUCAACAUAUUUUUAAAUUUAAAUAGCAUCAACAACAGUAAGAGUCGCGAAAGUGCGCUGAAUGAAUUAAGACAAAGUGAGGAAGUUAUUUCAAGUUCUGGACGCGGCAAAUGCAUGUUGCAACUAAUAAGUGGGGAACAAUCAAAGUUAAUGACCCUACUGCGCCGAACUUCUGCAGGCCAAAAUGUACGCGUGCUUAUUGAAUCUCUCAUAGUGAGAAAUCCUUCAAAAACUAAUGAUUUAUCUGUUUUAUUGCAAUACAAAGAUGGUCAAAACUCUACUCUUUUAUUAGAGUCGUACGAAAUAUUAUCAGAAGUUUUGUCUAAUUGCGACGAAGAACAUUUACACAGUUUACUUAACUACUUGUCGAUACUUAAUUCGUUGAUCCACGCUGGCGUUAUCUUAAAAAAUCUUUCCAUAGCUUGGAAGUUUCAAUAUAUAUUUUUACCUAUGUCUUCAUUGAACACCAUGAACGAUUUAAUUGACUAUUAUUGUUCAUCUUCUACUGAUAAUAAUUUAUUGCAGUCAGAAACUACAAAUAUUCUUGGCAAAAGUGACUUCAUUCCUUUUCGUAUUUUUGCAAACGAAUUGAAACAGUCAAUAAAAACAGGCUCUAUUCUCUCCGACGACUUCUUUAAAGUGAGAGACCAAGUUACUAAAAGGCUCCUAUCAAAAGUAGUCGCUUCACAAGAUUUGGAUCAAGUUUUAGUAACAAGUUUAUUACUUACUCUUAGGAGUAGUACUGAAGUAACAGAAGACAAAAUUUGGAUUUUAGACCUACUACGUGGGCAAUCGGAAUCUUUAUCUCCAGCUGCAAUGCAUUUCCUUUCGAAUCCCCUAAUUCGACGUACUUUUGCACUUGAAAACAUUUUUCCAGGAAGUGCUUUUUCAUAUCCUCCCCAAUAUAUCCUUAAAUCAAAGUUCAAUAUCAAUUUAUCCGAAAUUGUCCUUCCGGAAAGUAAUGAAGAGACGUGGGAUGUCAAGGUUCUACUCUUUCAUAUUUUACGAAAUUGCCCAAAUACAACCUUCGAGAGACUUAUCGAUUUAUGCCGAACUCUAAAUAUUUCGCACAGCGACGGGUUUUCCUUGCUAUUCGUAUCUGUACUGACAAAUUGGAAUUUGAAAUACAAGAUAGUAGAAAACGAACUAGGUUUUCGUGAACUUGCCAUAGAAAAUGAUUUUGAACAAUUAAUGCCCAAAUGCAAGGUAAUUUGGCAAAGUAUUGAAAACAAAGAAACUUUGAAGGACAUUUUAAAUGAUUUUUGGAAAAAUGGAGAAGUGAUGAUAUAUGGGUGUCCUGUUUCUAUUAAUCCAUAUUUCUAUGAAGUCUUUUUGUGUAUUUAUGAAAUGAUAUUUUCUUCAAGUAAUGAAUCGAAAAUUUUAAAGCAAUACUAUUUACUGAAUUUCUUAAAAGGUUAUCAGCGAAAAAGUAGUCCCAAGCAGUAUGAAUUUGAACUCUUUUCAGUUAAAGGAAUGUUUCCUGAAAUUGGACAUUACCGAUUACCCUUUCAUCUUUUUAUGCGUGAUGACAUGUGGUCGAAUUUAAAAUCUGAAAUUAUUUUAGAAACAUACGAACGUUGGUUACCCGUAGUUGCAUUACUCUCGCUCGAUGACGAGAUACAGACAGCCAAGGAUAUGAUUUGCAGCAACGCCGUGAAACAAACUAUGACAAACCGCAAAAGAUUCGUAAGUAACGAUAAUGAGACGAAGGUUAACGAGCCUUGGCGCUUAAUAUCCCUCGAAGAACCUUUGCUCCGUACAGCUCAUCGAUGUGUACGACAUAUUGCAAAUAUGGAAUGGGCGGGGGCGUGUCUUUUCUAUGUUCUCCAAGGAUGUGCCAGAGGAGCAGAUCAGGUUGCUGCAGCUCAACUUUGCUAUCAAUUUUCACAGCGCUGGGCUACGCUUCAACCUGCCAAUCGUGCUGUGCAGCAAAUGGAAAAGAUACACUCUACAUUGUCGACUCGCCAUGCUUUACAUAAAAUAGAUUGGGCGUGUGAAGAGCUGAUACGUCUGUCCACUGAGCCCGCGCAGCUUAUACACGCUUUAUAUUUGCAUCCAAAUUUUGUGGAAAAAUUUUCUCGACAUGACAUAAAUCGCGCUGCAAAUGAAAUAGCCGAUAAAAACAGCAUAAACAUUAGCUCCAUAAGAAUCCAAAUAUUAGAAAACAUUCUUGAAAAAACAUACAAAGACAACAAAAGCCUAGGUCUAGAAGUCAAAGAUUUAAUAACAGCUAAAUAUAUUUUAAAAGCUACUUGCCCGAAAAUGGGAGCAAUUUAUUUGUCAAGAAUUGCUUUUGAUGAAGAAAGUGAUCACAACAAAUGCAAAAAACUUCGUGCAUUACAAUGUUUAAUCAGCGUAAUUGAUUCUGACACUGCUAUCAAAGUUACUAAUCGUCAACGUGAUGUCCUGUGGAUGUCUUUAUUAGAGCUUUUAUAUGUCGUUAAGCUUGAAAAAAUUGAUGUACCCUGGGUGGUUGCUACGUUUAUGCAGAAUAAAACUAUCGCGUUAGGUCAACUGUUACAAGUUGCUGGAAACAAUACAGAAAGUUUAAAAAUUGUGGCUGAGUUGACUGAUAAAUUUGGGAAUGUACAGCUUAUGCGUGAAAUUAUACCUAUGUUACUGCAUAAAUCCUUACACGAAGAAAUGAUUCCUUUACUCUUGAAAGUCCAAAAUCCACCUGAUAAUGUUAUUUAUUCAGCAUGGAGAGCUAUAAUUUUGUCUCCAUUCCAAAGAGCCGACUAUCCCAUUACUGAUCGCCAAAAAAGUAAAUGUCUUAAUGCAUUAAAUUUAUUACCAGUUUGUCCAGUGAUUAAAGAUGAGGACUUAAUUGAAAUAUGGAAAAACUGUAUUAGAUGCAAGUGUCUAGGACUAGGUUGUUUAAUAUUGCCAUAUAUGUCUCCUGAAACUAGACAAAAUCUCAGUGAACUCCGCAAAAUCGAUAAAAGAAAUUUAAUAAUAAGCUUGAAAAACCUUCAUACUGAAAGUUACCUUGUAUCAGGUGCAAUGUAUGUAAUCGAAAAUUUAACACCAAAAUUGUACAGAUAAAUUCUUGUCAAUAUUAUUUGCUAUUUAUAUUAUCUUUUUUAAUAAAAUGUAACUACAUUAAAUCUGGAAUUUUGUAAUUUAAUUUGUAAAGGUGUCAAUAAAAACUAAGUUUAGUGAACUUGAAAUUAUACCCCAUUAUUCAAUAU